Cornus florida is the source of this 1922-nucleotide messenger RNA. Its product is annotated as transcription factor TGA9. The record is from RefSeq and is a predicted model, not a curated record. Gene Ontology annotation, molecular function: sequence-specific DNA binding; DNA-binding transcription factor activity. The coding region runs from base 49 to 1605 and encodes 518 amino acids. Gene Ontology annotation, biological process: DNA-templated transcription; regulation of DNA-templated transcription. Lineage: Eukaryota; Viridiplantae; Streptophyta; Magnoliopsida; Cornales; Cornaceae. The transcript has 12 exons.
CUUCCAGAGGAAGAAGCACUAGAAUGGUGUGAAGCCUAUUCUUGUUGCAUGGCGAACCAUAGAAUUGGAGAGACUGGUUUGUCAGACUUGGGACCUUCAAACCACCACAACCCAUAUGCAGUUCUUCAUGGGCUCAAUCAUGCUAGUACUAGUUUCAUUAAUCAAGAAGGAUCUGCUUUUGAUUUUGGAGAGCUGGAGGAGGCUAUUGUGCUGCAAGGACUUAGGCUCAAUAAUGAUGCAUCAAAAGCACCUUUAUUUACAGCCAGGCCUGCAGCAACUCUGGAAAUGUUCCCUUCAUGGCCUAUGAGAUUCCAUCAGACCCCAAGAGUAAUUUCUGGUAGUUCAAAAUCAGGAGGGGAGAGAGAGAGUACUGAUUCAGGUUCAGCAGUGAACACUCUUUCAAGUAAAGCUGAUACCCAACUAGAACCAGAAUCUCCCAUCAGUAAAAAGGCAUCUUCAUCUUCAGAUCAUCAGACCUCCUUUGAUCAGAAGCAUCUCAUGCUACCACAACACCAACAACACCAACAACAACAACAUCAACAUCAACAUCAACAGCACCAGCUAGAGAUGGCAAGUGAUAGCCCUACAACAAGACUAUCACAGACUCAAGUCACUCAACUAGCUGCCAAAUCUUCCCCAGAAAAGAGGAAGGGAGCUAGUUCAUCCUCAGAGAAGGUACUUGAUGCAAAGACAUUAAGGCGUUUGGCUCAAAACAGAGAAGCUGCAAGGAAGAGCAGACUCAGAAAAAAGGCCUAUGUACAGCAGUUGGAAUCAAGUAGGAUCAAGCUCAGUCAGCUAGAGCAGGACCUUCAACGAGCUCGAGCUCAGGGGUUGUUCAUGGGAGGAGGUGCCGGUGCCGGUGGAAGUAUUAGCUCUGGUGCUGCAAUAUUUGACAUGGAGUAUGCCAGAUGGUUAGAUGAUGACCACAGGCAUAUGUCGGAGCUCAGGACAGCUUUGCAGGCACAUUUAUCAGAUGGUGAUCUGAGAAUAAUAGUUGAAGGAUACAUUGCUCACUAUGACGAAAUUUUCCGCCUGAAAGUUAUGGCAGCCAAAUCUGAUGUCUUCCACCUCGUCACCGGAAUGUGGCUUACUCCGGCAGAACGCUGCUUCCUCUGGAUGGGCGGUUUCCGGCCCUCUGAACUCAUCAAGAUGUUAAUAGGACAACUGGACCCGUUAACUGAGCAGCAAAUCAUGGGGAUUUACAACCUCCAGCAUUCCUCACAACAGGCCGAGGAGGCCCUUACCCAGGGUUUGGAACAGCUACAACAGUCUAUGAUUGACAUUAUUGCAGGAGGGUCUGUCAGUGAUGGCAUGCAUCAUAUGGUGGUUGCUCUGGGCAAGCUUACUGAUCUUGAAGGCUUUGUUCGCCAGGCUGAUAAUUUAAGACAGCAAACUCUUCAUCAAUUGCACCGAUUAUUGACUGUUCGACAGGCAGCAAGAUGUUUCUUGGUGAUUGGCGAGUACUAUGGCCGCCUACGAGCUCUAAGUUCCCUCUGGGCAUCUCGCCCUCGAGAGAAUUUGAUCAGCGACGAUAACUCUUGCCAAACAAGCACGGAUUUGCAAAUGGUUCAAUCUUCACAGAACCAUCACUUUGCGAACUUUUGAAGAAGAUGAGAAAUGACAGAUAGGUUGUUUGUCUCUUGAUGGUCAGAUUAAUCCCAGUAGCCUCAUUGCCAUAUUGGAUUACUUGGUGCAACUUGAAAGGAGGAGAUAGGAUUCUUUUUCUUUUUAUCUUUUUUGCUUUAGCUUUUUAAUAUCUAAAUAGUAUUAUUAUUAUGUUAUCCUGUAAAUGUAAAUCAAUUUUAUGUGCAUGAGGAAGGUUUCGCUGGAUUAAUUAAAGCAAUAGUUGAGAGAGACAAUGAAAAUUGUGAUAUAUAUAUAUAUAUAUAUAUAUAUAGAUCUAGUAUUGUCUUCUUCUAAUA